Messenger RNA from Canariomyces notabilis, 560 nucleotides. RefSeq lists its product as uncharacterized. The transcript has a single exon. NCBI's taxonomy places the organism in Eukaryota, Fungi, Ascomycota, Sordariomycetes, Sordariales, Chaetomiaceae. The record is from RefSeq and is a predicted model, not a curated record. Bases 218 to 391 code for a protein of 57 amino acids.
GGCCAAGUCCAGGACAUACCUUGAAUCCUGCUCAAAGUGCCUACUAGUGGGGCACUCGGACUUCCAUCCCCUGCUGGUAAAGACCGCGAAGACCGCGUUCAGUGUUCCCUCACAAGUCACUAUAGUCGUGACCCUUGACAUCGAGCUCCCCCAAGCCGCCAUGAUUGGAUCCUUCCAGUCAUAGACUCAUAGCACCGGAUAUUCAUCUUUCUCAAAUAUGGAUAUGCGUCUUGUCUACAUUCAUAUCUACGACCGAAGGGGUGUUCCCGACUCCCAGCUCGACUGCGCCGAUAUGACUACCGCUGAGGACACAUCAAACCGUGGACUGGUUAGAGGCCGACUUAAUGCCAUGGCGUCUCUUGUGAUUCAGGCCGCUCAUUGGAGUCUUUAGAGUUGAGCAGCUUACCUGGCACUGGUCAUCCAAUCCGCGUUUGAAAGGCAGUCUGGAAGCCGAAUUCAGCGUCACAAACGGCACAAAUCACUUUGAAUCCCCGGUAGAUGCUAAGCGGAUUGAGUAAAACCAGGAGGUAUGGGACUCUCCAGUACUACUAGUACGCAUU